Molecule: messenger RNA, 914 nt
Organism: Amaranthus tricolor (Joseph's coat)
Lineage: Eukaryota; Viridiplantae; Streptophyta; Magnoliopsida; Caryophyllales; Amaranthaceae
Product: probable glutathione S-transferase parC
Exons: 2
Coding region: 68-748 (226 amino acids)
Biological process (GO): glutathione metabolic process
Cellular component (GO): cytoplasm
Molecular function (GO): glutathione transferase activity
Source: RefSeq, a predicted model, not a curated record
AAUAACAAGUUUAAAAAGCCAAUAAUUUGUAUGACUUUUUUCAUUGAUUCAAAACAAAAAAGAAAAAAUGGCCGGAGAAGAAGUGAUACUAUUAGAUUUAUGGUCAAGUCCAUUUGCAAUGAGAGUGAGGAUUGCAUUAGCAGAGAAGGGAGUUGAGUAUGAAGAAAGAGAGGAAAUUCUUAACAAUAAAAGCCAAGUUUUAUUGAAGAUGAAUCCUGUUUAUAAGCAAGUUCCAGUUCUUAUUCACAAUGGUCGACCAAUUUGUGAGUCCCUCAUCAUUGUUGAAUACAUUGAUGAGGUUUGGUCUCAUAAAACUCCUCUAUGUCGGCUACUUCCUACUCAUCCUUAUGAGAGGGCCAAUGCUCGCUUUUGGGCCAACUACAUCGACAACAAGAUAUACAACAUAGGGAAGUUAAUAUGGGGUUCUGAAGGUGAAGUCCAGGAAGCAGCAAAGAAGGAAUUGGUGGAAUGCUUUAAAUUAUUGGAGAAAGAGUUAGGAGACAAAUGCUUCUUUGGAGGGUUAAAUCUAAAUAUAGUAGAUGUGGCUCUCAUCCCUUUCUAUUCUUGGUUUUAUGCAAUGGAGACUUGUGGAAACUUCAGCAUUGUAGAUGAGUGCCCUCAUUUGGUGGCAUGGGCUAAGAGGUGUAUGCUUAAAGAAAGUGUGUCCAAAUCUCUUCCUGACCAAUUUAGAGUUUAUUCCCAUCUUUUGGAGCUCAGAAAGCUACACCUUUCACAGCUAAAAGCCUAAUACGAUGUAUUAUAUUUGUUCUUAAUUACAUUUACUAUGUAAGCAUUAAGCUUGCUUUUAUUUAAUGUUCUAUGGAACAUAUGUUACACGUGGGAAAUAGAUUUAUUGGUUCUAUUUAGCAAAAAGCUUGUAUAUAAUGAGCUUUAAUAAAAUAUGAAAUUUAAUA